CUGACCUCCCCAGCAACCCCCAAUGCUGUGUAACACCAAGGUAAUCAAUAAUCCUUCACUUGCAAUAAGUAAUAAAAAAACCCCAACCCUGAAAAAGUCUAGACCCCGUCAGCAAAAAGAACAAAAAAGCGGCACAGCAAAAUGCCCUCCUCGACAAUAGUGGUCUAGAACCCCGAAUGAUACACACAAACCCCACUGGAUCAUUGGAUGUGGUGUGCCAAUCUAAUAUCGAGAUCCUGCUGUAACCUACAAUCCUGUAAGCUGUACAUCAUUAUCCGUACGGCAAGUAGUCGGGUCUGCUCUGCCUGUCCCGAAAACCGCCAAACUAACCCCCGCGGGGGAAAGACGAAAGAGCUCCCUAAUCACACAAGUCGAUCCUCUUAUCACGGCAUUCCCAGACUUGUUCAUCCGUGGAAUCAGCUCUGUCGUCACACCUUUCGCGUCGAGCGCGUCUCUCUUUCCCUCUUCUUCUCUCACUUGCCCGCUUACCUAUUGCCUGCCACGCCUACUUGUGACGCUGGCACCCCCGAGUCAGUGUCGCACAUCGCCAGGCCCCGCCCGUCCACUUCACGAUUCCGGGGAAGACCGCACCAGGAAAAGAGUGAAUCGACAUGUACGUCCGGGGGAGCAACAUUGCAUAUCGUGAGGCCCGAGGGGGGAGGGUCUCGCGUGUGUGGAUCAGACGAUUGAGAUUCUACCUCCGAGGUGUCUAAUGCCGUUCACCUCGGCUUUCCGUCAUUGACUCGGCGGCGCCGAUCAAUUGUAGUCAAGUCAGCUCACUCGAUUUUGACAGAAUUGAGACAGUUCAAUUGUACUAAUUGUUCAAUUCCUUGGUCUUAUGACGGACCAUGCUCCGCUGGAGCU
This is a messenger RNA of Colletotrichum phormii, 864 nucleotides long. RefSeq lists its product as uncharacterized. Bases 208 to 690 code for a protein of 160 amino acids. The record is from RefSeq and is a predicted model, not a curated record. Lineage: Eukaryota; Fungi; Ascomycota; Sordariomycetes; Glomerellales; Glomerellaceae. The transcript has a single exon.